Molecule: messenger RNA, 6525 nt
Organism: Columba livia (rock pigeon)
Lineage: Eukaryota; Metazoa; Chordata; Aves; Columbiformes; Columbidae
Gene: SLC9A3
Product: solute carrier family 9 member A3
Exons: 17
Coding region: 263-2755 (830 amino acids)
Biological process (GO): proton transmembrane transport; potassium ion transmembrane transport; sodium ion import across plasma membrane
Cellular component (GO): brush border membrane; plasma membrane; apical plasma membrane
Molecular function (GO): sodium:proton antiporter activity; potassium:proton antiporter activity
Source: RefSeq, a predicted model, not a curated record
GGAUCCCAGCUCGAAGCAUCUGUCUGUGCACGGAGCCCCUGACCCCUCCUUGAGCCACCCUGUGCAAAGCAGCACAGGAGCCAGCCAGUGCCGGCGCCCGGAACAGGGCUCUCACCGCCGCCUGCUGAGCGCACCGCUGUCCCGCCGCCCGCAGCCUUCGGUCGCGUCUCUGCGAAGGGACAAGGACCUCGCCCCCAAGGACCUCUGAAGAGGCGGGAUUUCUCCGGGAAGGGGAAGCAGGAUUUUCCUGUGUGGCUUGGAGAUGAGGCAGGUAUCUGGAGUGGGGUUCCUCCUGGGGCUGAUGGCUCUCCCAGUGGCGCUGGGACAGAGAAGCUCGGGAAGCUCUAUAAAUAGCAGCCAGCAUCAAAGCUUUGCCAUCGUCUCUUUCGAAUGGGAACACGUCAAGGACCCUUAUGUCAUUACACUCUGGAUACUUGUGGCCAGUUUGGCCAAAAUCGUUUUCCAUUUGUCCCACAAAGUCACUCGAGUGGUUCCAGAGAGCGCUCUGCUGAUCGUUCUUGGGAUUUUUCUUGGUGGCAUUGUAUGGGCAGCAGACCACAUUGCCUCCUUCGCCCUUACACCAACAGUAUUUUUCUUCUACCUGCUGCCCCCCAUUGUUUUGGAUGCUGGAUAUUUCAUGCCAAACAGACUGUUCUUUGGAAAUCUCGGUACCAUCCUCUUGUACGCUGUAAUUGGAACAGUCUGGAAUGCUGCUACAACUGGUUUAUCUCUGUAUGGUGUCUACCAGACAGGAAUAAUGGGCCACCUGAAUACUGGACUGCUGGACUUCCUCCUGUUUGGCAGCUUAAUUGCCGCUGUGGAUCCUGUAGCUGUCCUGGCAGUGUUUGAAGAAGUCCAUGUCAAUGAAGUUCUAUUCAUCAUUGUUUUUGGAGAGUCACUUCUGAAUGAUGCUGUAACUGUGGUGCUGUACAAUGUGUUCGAAACUUUUGUUAAAAUAGGUCCAGAGAAUGUGACGGGGAUUGAAUGUGUCAAAGGCAUAGUGUCAUUCUUUGUGGUGAGCCUGGGUGGGACGCUGGUUGGCAUUUUCUUUGCAUUCCUGCUCUCGUUGGUCAGUCGUUUCACCAAGCAUGUGAGAAUCAUUGAACCUGGAUUUGUGUUUAUCAUUGCCUACCUGUCCUACCUCACAGCAGAGAUGCUUUCUCUUUCUGCUAUCCUUGCGAUAACUUUCUGUGGCAUCUGCUGUCAGAAAUAUGUAAAGGCUAAUAUAUCUGAACAAUCUUCUACAACUGUAAGAUACACCAUGAAAAUGAUGGCCAGUGGAGCAGAAACUAUUAUCUUCAUGUUCCUGGGAAUUUCAGCUGUAAAUCCAGCAAUCUGGACUUGGAAUACAGCUUUUAUUCUAUUGACUUUGGUCUUCAUCUCAGUAUAUAGAGUUAUUGGUGUAGUUUUACAGACAUGGAUUCUUAACCACUACAGAAUGGUCCAGCUGGGGAUAAUAGACCAGGUGGUGAUGUCAUAUGGUGGACUACGUGGAGCAGUUGCUUUUGCUCUGGUUGUACUUCUGGAUGACGACAAAGUGAAAGAGAAAAACUUGUUUGUCAGCACAACUAUCAUUGUUGUGUUUUUUACUGUUAUUUUCCAGGGACUGACUAUCAAGCCUUUGGUACAGUGGCUGAAAGUGAAGAAAACUGAACACAGAGAGCCAAAACUGAAUGAGAAACUUCAUGGCAGAGCCUUUGAUCACAUUCUUUCUGCUAUAGAAGACAUUUCUGGACAAAUAGGACAUAAUUAUCUGCGAGACAAGUGGACCAAUUUUGAUAGGAAAUUCCUCAGUAAAGUACUGAUGAGAAGGUCUGCUCAAAAAUCAAGAGACCAGAUCCUUAAUGUUUUCCACGAACUCAACUUGAAGGAUGCAAUUAGCUAUGUGGCUGAGGGAGAACGCAGAGGUUCCUUGGCAUUUAUACGUUCCCCAAGUACAGACAACAUGGUAAAUGUGGAUUUCAGCACCCCACGCCCAAGUACUGUGGAAAGUUCUGUCUCUUAUUUACUGAGGGACAAAACUGGACCAGUUUGCCUUGACAUGCAAGCUUUAGAGCAGAGGAGGAAAAGUAUCCGGGAUACAGAAGACACCAUUGCUCAUCACACCCUACAGCAAUACCUGUAUAAACCCAGGCAGGAGCACAAACACCUAUACAGUCGACAUGAGAUCAUGCACAGUGAAGAUGAGAAACAGGACAAGGAGAUUUUCCACAGAACAAUGAGGAAGCGCUUAGAAUCUUUCAAGAGUACCAAACUAGGAAUAAACAAUGCCAAGAAGCUCAAUAAAAUCCACAAGCGAGACCGGGGCCAAAAAAGGCGAAACAGCAGUGCCAUACCAAAUGGAACAAUAUCUUCAGAAAAUCCAGUACAAGAUUUUACUUUGAAGGAAAAAGAUUUGGAGUUUUCUGAAUCAGAAGAAAAUAAUGAUUAUGAAACUUUGCAUCUAGGCAAAGGAGUUGAUUUCCUAGCUAAUGUGACAAAGCAAAAUUCCACAGAUACACCUACUGGAAUUGAUAACCCAGUAUUUACAGCUGAUGAUGAUCAAAGCAUCUACAUGAAGUUCUCACCAUGGUUAUCUAGUGAAGAUACUGUGGUACCAUCACAAAGGGCCCGAGUCCAGAUCCCAUAUUCUCCAAACAACUUCAGACGGCUAACUCCAUUCCGACUCAGCAAUAAAUCAAUAGAUUCCUUCCUGCUAGCAGAUGGUGCAGAGGACCAACCCAGAGCUUUUCUCCCAGAAUCAACACAUAUGUGAUAUGGACCAUGAUGUUGAAAUGACAGAAUACUCCUCUUCAGAUGACCAGCUAAACCAAAACCAAAGUGUUUCAGUGACUCCGCUCCAUUUCUUCCCAUCUUGCCUCCAAAUGCCUUGGGGACCAAACUAUUCUUCGUUGGAAAACAGAGGGAAUAUAUCUCUUUCUACUGUCUCUGAGUAUAUAGCUUCUUGUGACUCAAAUGUGCCUGACCUCUUCUGGGAAGCACAUACAGAUAUGAAUAACAAACAGACAGUAAACUCAGGAUAUUGUUCUGAAAUUAGCUACAAGUCAGAGAAUUCACAAGAAGAGAAUCCUCUGCUUAUGUUUGAAGGGCUGGAAGACUCUUUUAUGAAGGAGGCCCAAGAGAAGGGAAUGUUAAUUGAUGCACAAGGAAAUUACAGAUCUGCUGCAGCCAGGCGUGUACAAAGUCGACGUUCUUUUCACAGGCCAAAACCUCUGCAACACCCCAAGCUUCAGAAGCUAGCAUCUCUUCCAGCAUCUUGCCAUGUCCCUCCACAUUCUUUGGAACAAGAGGAAACACAGUUGUGAGCCAGGACUUACUUGAAAGAAGAUGAGAGAGAAUAACUUGAAAAAAGGGCUUCUGUAAAAAAAGAGAGCAACAUAUUGAUUCACGGGCUUUGCUCUAGAAUGGUUUCAGAUAGAAAGGGAGUGGGGUCCCAUGAUGUCAGAAACACUGGAGCUUUUCUGCUGCACUUACAUGUUUAAGUUCUUGUUUGUAAUGAAAGGGUGCACAGUGAAGGGGAAAUAUGCCUCCUUGCUAUUUUUUCAUGUGGUCUGUUACAAAAAAUCAAUAUUAUUUUCGGAGGCUAAACCAGUAACCUUUUAACAUACUAAAUCCUUGUGGUUGUUUUGUUUUGGUUGUGAUUUUGCUUGUUUGUUUGGGGUUUUUUUACAUGGAAGUGGUUUAUUAUGCCAUAAAUACAUUUAAAGAAAUAGGUUACAUUUGCUGCUUCAAUAAGGAAAUUCAAUAUUUAUGAUGACUGAAAUUAACAUAGGAGAAGCCAAUGGUUAGCCUUUUGCCUACUAAGCCUACUCUGAUUGAAAUGGAUCAGUGCCUUUCAUAAGUGCAAGCUAAAGAAAAAUAUUUUCCUGCUUUUGAAUACUUGUGUCACUGAGUAAUCAUGGGAUAUUGACACUGGAAAACUUUCCAGGGAGAAGAAAGUCCUAGCAUCUUGAAAUUUAAUCAAGGACUCCAGGAAGGCCAUUUCCUUCCUUCAUCUUCAUUUCCUCUAGUCAGCAUCACCUGAAUGAAAGAACAUCCAGAAUUAGCUCGGAAAUUUAGUUUGUGUGGUCACAAACAACUAAUUUAAUAUUCUUAAUUAAGCUGCUCUAUUUAAAUAGCCUCAUUCAGACAGAAGUAUAAAUAUUUGUAAUUUUUACUGCUGCUUUGGAAGAUAGACUAUUUUGUUAAUUUAUGUAUCACUUUCAAUAGCUGAUCAGGAUAAUGGUCUAAUAGAUGCUAUCCUAUGUCUUGCCACACUGUUUAAGUGCCACAAUGACUCAGGAUGUUGAUGGUUCAAAGUAUUGCACAGAGGUAUGUACAUGUUUGUGUUAGGAACUAGCUUUAUUUUUUUUGUCCUCAGUUUUCUGUUAAAAAAUCGUAGUUAUGAUUGCACCAGACAGCUAUUGUGCAUGAAUCUGAUCUACAUCACCCUGAGAACAGCUGGAGACAUAAAUAAAAGCCAACUCGGAUGAAGACUAAGUGAAAUUUUAGCUUGAAAUCUUCAGUGUAUAAGUUGCAAAGGUUCUUUGACAUCAAUAGAAAAUGAGUACUUAACUGUUUUUGUGAUCCUUACAUGUACCUUAUUUCUAUUUGGUAUCAGUGUAAACCAUUUGUAAAUGAGUUAAAUCACCUUCAGGGAGGUAUUUGAAUCACUUAAGACUGAAUCCAACAGAGGCUUUAUUUGGUAAAUUUUACUUUACCUAUAGGAAUUAGUGGUUGUUUCACUCUACCUACCCAGAUCUUGAAUGGAUUCUAUGUGAUUCUGUGUCAGAUGUCAAAUUUGAGAUCUACCCAGACACCCAAAAAGAGUGGAGCAAUAUGUGAAAAUUUCGUACCCCCAUGCUUUUCCUCUCUUUGUCCUUUUUGCUAAAACCACCUGUAAGGUGAGUGCAAAUUGCAGAGAUAUGACGGCAAGUAUCAUAUAUAAAAUUUGAUACAUAGUGUAGAGGUUAGACUCAGAAUAUUGGUUCUUUUGAUAUCAAUCCACGAACAGCCGCCUGUUUGCAGUCAUCCUGGGCACUGAUUCAAAUCAAUGUCCCUAAUUGGAAAGCUUCAUCACCCAGAGGUAAGUCUUGUUAAUGAGGGUCAUGAAACCUAAGGCUGUCACCAGCAGGGAUGCUAAUUUUAUGAUUCAAUAAUGUAAAUACAAUUUUUUGAAAACUGAGUACAUAUGAACACACUUUUUUGGUGAAAUAGAGCAUAUCAAUGUUGUUCCAGAUACUAUAAUUGGAGCAAGUCAUUGGCAUAGAUAUUAUAACAGACCAUGACUGAUCCCAAAUAUUAACACAGGUAAAGUGCAAUGUGCCAAAAUCUAACCUCCAGUAUCAUAGCAUAAUACUGAAGUACCAUCACCAAAGUUAGCAAUAUGCUUAUCAGGUGUUGACUUUGAAAUAAAACUUUCAUUUCUUAUUGCUGGUGUACAGAGGUCAUUGCUGUGCAGCUGGAAGAAGAGUGACACUGUGGACUGUGCUUUCUGCAUGCUUGUUGGAGCUUUCCUAAUCUGUUUGCGUACAGGCUACCUCAAGAAAACAUCUGUAAAUCAUCACCAGCAAGGUUUUGUUUGGCAUAGUUUCUCGAUUUGAAAUGCAAUUGAAAAAAAGCUUCAUGUCCCAAAUUUCUAUAUUGAGAAUAUACACUUUGCUAGAAUAUAGUGGAUUAUAAUUCCUUAUUUUUUUCCAAGGCAAUUGCUCCAAAAAACAUGUUAUAAGAGUUCAUCAUCUGUCUUUUUUUUUUUUUUCCCAUACUCUUUCUAUGUACUUUCACAUUUCAGUACAUUUCCUGUGGGUGCAAGUGUUUGGUUGCUUCUUCAGCACACUUUAUCAGUCAAACACUACUAAGCUCCAUCCCAGCAACACAGAUUUAGAGCUGCUGAGGCUGUAUGUAUCAGCUUCUUUUUUUAUCAGGUCAAUUAUAUUGGAAUGAUCAGCUGGUAAAUCAGUUCACCUCUGGUGAGGCCAGUUCCAUUCUUGCUUCCCUGGCUGAAAGCUCUGGGUUUUUUUUUUUGGUGACACACUCUGUCAAAGAAAUUAAAGUUGGGAAUUCCACAGUUGGUAUUUCUCAAAGAAGCAACCAUGGCCCACCUUAUUGUAAAAAGAUGAAAUGCAGGAAUAUUUGAUGUGUUGUCUCUGCAUUUUGCUCCAUGUAUAAGGUUCUUUUUAACAAUGUCUAUUAUGCUGCACUAUGACCUAGCAAUGUUAAAAAGUGUUGCCUGCAUUCAGACAAAUUCUGUCUCUCUGAGCUGUGAAGCUAGUUAUUGAACUAUAUGAAAUUAUGUUUUACAAAUUUAUGGUCUAGCCAGAGAUUCAUGUAAAAAAUGUUGGAAAAUAAUCAUGUGCCUUAAAUUGUUACUCUUUAGAGUGCUGUUGUUUGGAGAUUUUUUUGUGUACUUUCCAAAAGGUGUCAACUUACUGCAUAUAUUUUUAAACAAGUCAAGUUGUUCUGCUAGUGUGUCUUUAUAGAAACAUUUUAAUAGUAUGUCAUAAUGAGAAGUUUGGCAAUAAAUAGUAUCACUUUGGUGGAAUCACA